Molecule: messenger RNA, 450 nt
Organism: Cooperia oncophora
Lineage: Eukaryota; Metazoa; Nematoda; Chromadorea; Rhabditida; Trichostrongylidae
Source: the annotation of a GenBank genome assembly
AUGAGCGAGGUUGAUUGCAUCGAUUUUGUUUCAGAAGAGGUCACCAAGAAGAAAAAACCAAGGAGCAUGUUUAGCUGGCUCGGUGGUGAUUCUUCUAAGAAGAAGACCAAGGAAGUCCUAGAUUCAGUCAGUGAAGGACUACGAAAAAUUUACAAGCAGAAAUUGUAUCCAUUGGAAGAACAUUAUAAGUUCCAUGAGUUCCACUCGCCUGCUCUUGAUGAUCCCGACUUUGAUGCCAAACCAAUGAUCCUAUUAGUAGGACAGUAUUCGACUGGUAAAACAACUUUCAUCAGAUACCUCCUUGAAGAGGAUUUUCCUGGCAUUCGUAUCGGUCCUGAACCCACUACUGAUAGAUUCAUUGCGGUUAUGCACGGAGAAGAAGAAGGAGUCAUCCCUGGAAACGCUUUAGUAGUUGACGCAAAGAAACAAUUCAGAGCUUUGAGCGGGUAA